This is a messenger RNA of Dovyalis caffra, 708 nucleotides long. The record is from the annotation of a GenBank genome assembly. Lineage: Eukaryota; Viridiplantae; Streptophyta; Magnoliopsida; Malpighiales; Salicaceae.
AUGAAGACUUCAUUUCAGAAACAAGUUAUUGGAAUUCCAAUCAGAUCAGCAGCAUAUUCAGUCCAGAAGAUGCCAAGACUGUUACUUGAAAAUGCUGAGCGGCGCUAUAUUCCAACUCCUGCAAAUAAAUCUCUCACAUGCAAGCAAAAUAAAGUAGAUUCAAUGCUUAAAAGGAUGAACAAGUUAGGGAAAAAAGCUGACAAAUUUGCGCAUGGGAUCCGAGAGCAUGUGAGACUGGGAACCAAGAUCACUGAAACUCUUGUAGGGAAGCUGAGCUUGGGGGCUAGAAUUAUUCAAGUAGGAGGGGUGAAGAAAGUUUUUAGGCAGCUAUUUACUGUUAGUGAAGGAGAAAGAUUGUUGAAGGUUUGCCAAUGUUAUUUGUCAACCACAGCUGGUCCAAUUGCAGGCCUUCUCUUUAUCUCUACAGAAAAGGUUGCCUUCUGCAGUGAGAGAUCAAUUAAAUUGUCUUCUCCAGAAGGAAAACUGGUCAGAAUUCAUUAUAAGGUAGUGAUCCCAUUAAGAAAGAUAAAGACAGCCAACCAAAGUGAGAAUGUGAAGAAGCCAUCGGAGAAGUACAUAGAAAUAGUCACAGUAGAUGGUUUUGAUUUCUGGUUUAUGGGUUUCUUCAGCUAUCAGAAAGCUUUUAAGUCUCUUCAUCAAGCAGCAACUCAAGCUCACAUGAAUAUAAGUCAGUCAACUCUGAUGUAA